Molecule: messenger RNA, 1535 nt
Organism: Cucumis melo (muskmelon)
Lineage: Eukaryota; Viridiplantae; Streptophyta; Magnoliopsida; Cucurbitales; Cucurbitaceae
Product: leucine-rich repeat extensin-like protein 3
Exons: 7
Coding region: 614-1357 (247 amino acids)
Source: RefSeq, a predicted model, not a curated record
AAGGUUUUGAAUAAUAGUAAUAUUGCAAAGGUAGUAUUUUUAAAGAAAAGGUUAAAUUUUGAUUUGGAAGUUUGGAGUUGCAAAUGGAAAUGGAGAACUCGAAUAACAAUAAACUAAAAUUUGUAAGAGAAAAAAAAAAUGUUCUUUUCUAAUCCUAAAUAAGAAAGAGAGACCGAUGCAAAGUUGAAAAAUUCCUGAAAUGGAAGACGCGGCAAUAUAAUUGCGAGAGAAGUUUCUGACGGGGCUCCAUUUCUUCUUCCUUUACCCCCAACCAUUUCUCAGGUUCCUUCUACAUCUCUUCUCUCUGUUUCCUUCCACGAACAACACACCACGCCGCCUUCUCUACUUUAUAUACAAAGUAAAAUUCUCUCCUUUUAUCUUUAAUCCUCAAUUCGAUUUGGUUGUUUUUUUUUUGUUUUUUUAUUUUGUGGGUUACAAGACCCUUUUGAAUAUUCUAUUCUGGUUCUUCAAUUUGAUUCAGUUUUUUGUUUUGUGGGCUGUGUUCGACAUCUCCUGUGAAUAUUCUGUUCUGGGUCUCUUCAGAAAAGGGUAAAAGUUUUUGAAGGGCCAAGUCGACUUUAGAAUUAUACCCAUCUCGCAUUUUGAUUCUUCCAUGUCGACAUAUAGCAUUCAGGGUCAACCUCUUGAAGUCACCGUUAUUGGAUGCACAAAGUUGAAAGAUACAGAAUGGAUUUCAAGGCAGGAUCCUUACGUGUGUCUUGAAUAUGGUAGUACAAAGUUUCGUACCACCACUUGCACAGAUGGUGGUAGAAAUCCAACAUUCCAAGAGAAAUUUGUUUUUUCUCUUAUUGAAGGGCUAAGAGAGAUUAUUGUCACAGUUUGGAAUAGCAAUACAGUUACUUAUGAUGACUUUAUUGGCAAUGGAAAAAUCCAAUUGGCUAAAGUUCUAGCAGAAGGGUAUGAUGAUAGCUCAUGGUCACUUCAAACUAAAACUGGCAGACAUGCUGGGGAAGUACGACUGAUACUACAUUUCGCAAAUGCCAAUAGACCUACAUCAAGUUUUGCGCCCUCAGCACCACCAUUUCAUGCACCUACUCCACCCCAAGUCCCUGCGUACGCUACGAUGCCACCGCCACCGGCACACCCCACAGCGUACCCUCCUCCUAAUGCUACACCCUAUGCAUCAUUCCAAUCUCCCUAUCCUUCUUACCCACCCAGCUCCGGAACAUAUCAAACAUCCAUGUAUUCCUCCCCAUACCCCCCUGGGUAUCCUCCCACAUCGUACCCCCCACCUCCCUCGGCUUAUCCUCCCAAUCCUUACCCACCACCUCCACAAGCCUCACCUUUCUAUCCUCCAGGUCCUUACCCUGGAGUUUAUCCCCCACCUCAGUAUUGAAGUCGCAAGGUUGGCUCUGAAUGAUCAUUUCAUAAGUUGUAUAGAGCUCCACGUUCUUUUAGUCUGGCUGUAGACUUCUAUGCUAAUGGGUUUUUUUUUUCUUCAUAGUCCUUUUUUGUUUGGUGUAAUUUGUAAAGACAGGGAUUUGACAGUAAUAUAUUGAGGUUGCUGUUCUUUU